This is a messenger RNA of Peronospora matthiolae, 636 nucleotides long. NCBI's taxonomy places the organism in Eukaryota, Oomycota, Peronosporomycetes, Peronosporales, Peronosporaceae. The record is from the annotation of a GenBank genome assembly.
AUGCAUCGCCGCUCCUUCUUACCUCUCGUCCUCCUCAUCCUCUUCGCCACUGCAGGAUGUAUCAGCGGUCUGGUCACCACUGACGAUGGCGCUGAAAACAACGUCCAUACCAUGCGCUCGAUCAAUCGUCGCAACCUCGACCCGACCCGCACUGAGACCAAGACCGUGGUCGACCACGAGGACGAGAACCGAAUGUUAGAAAAUAUCCGGGCCUUCUUUACGGGCAAGAGCGCUGCUAUCGUUGAGGCUUUCAAGCCGACCCCUGCACUGGUUGAGAAAGGGGAGACCAUAGCAAAGGAUCUGCACGUUCCGGUUGUUACGAAGGCUGUCGAACCGAUGCCUGGCGUGACAAAGGACGCGGGCGUCGGCGAAGCAGUGAAAGCGGAAGGAGAGCUCGACAAGACUAAGACUGGCGAAGCCACGGACCCCGCCGUGGUGGACGAGACAAAGGGCGGACUCAUUGGGAAAAUCCAGGCGCUAAUUAAGGGGAUCCCUGCUAGUGGAGAUUUCACGGCUAUCAAGGUCGCGUACAGCGUUCUGCUGCUGGCCAUAUUAGUGUUCAGCGCUAUAGCUGUCGGUAUGUAUCACCAUAACAACGCAGAAGCUAUGGCGGCUCAGACUGGGCACUAUGUCUAA